AUCAUGGCGACGGAAGAGGCGGAUGUGGAUGUCGAAGUGGACGAAGUGGCAGCGGCGGCGGGACAGCCAGGAAGUGAUGAAAAUACAGCAUCGGUUUUACACCAAGAUCACUAUCUUGAUUCAUCAUGGAGAACUGAGAAUGGCUUUAUUCCUUGGACUCUGGAUAGCACCAUCAGUGAAGAAAACAGAGCUGUCAUUGAGAAAAUGUUGUUGGAAGAAGAGUAUUAUUUAUCUAAAAAACCACUUCCAGAAAAAUUCUGGCUUAAUCAAAAGGAAGAUGAUAAAAAAUACAUGAAGAGUCUGCAGAAAACAGCAAAAAUCAUGGUACACUCUCCUACAAAACCAGCCAGUUACUCAGUAAAGUGGACGAUAGAAGAAAAAGAGCUGUUUGAACAAGGGCUGGCUAAAUUUGGCCGAAGGUGGACCAAAAUUGCAAAACUAAUUGGAAGUCGCACUGUUUUACAAGUGAAGAGUUAUGCUAGACAGUACUUUAAAAAUAAGGUAAAAUGGGGUCCAGAGACAGAAACACCAAAUCAGAAGAACAGCAGUGAGCUUCAGGUUAAAAAUGAAGAUAAAGGGACAAAGUCAUGGACACCAUCAUGUUUAAGGGGACGUGCUGAUCCCAACUUGAAUGCUGUAAAAAUUGAAAAGUUAUCCGAUGAUGAAGAAAUAGAUAUCACAGAUGGGGCAGAUGAGUUGACUUCUCAAACACCCCAAAAGAAUUCUAGCAGUGAUUUCUUAUUAGAUAUUUCUACUAGUAAAACGCAUGAACCUAAUCAAGGAAAAUUCAUUGCUUCUGACAACCAGGAAGAUCUCUUUUUUAAAUCUUCCAGGGCAUAUCUUCAGAAUAUAAAACAAGAUGCAAUGGAAACACUUUCAAGCUCAGAAAUUACAUUACAGACUGACAAACAGAGCAACAGUGGCAAAAAAUCAGUGGAGUUAAAUAAUCAAAAAUGUAAUGAACUGAUUAAAACCUGUAACAAGCAUGAUGGAAAUGGAAUAACAGGUGAUGUAAGGCAGAUGCCUUCUCCAGAGCCUUGUGAAAUUCAGAAAGAUCUGAGGGAUCAUGAAAUGCUUUUUCAUACUUCUUGCCAAAUGGUGGAGGAAAGCCAUGAGGAAGAAGAGCUUAAGCCACCAGAACAAGAAGUAGAAGUAAAUAGAAAUACCAUUCAAGAAGAAGAAAAACAAGCAAUUCCUGAGUUUUUUGAGGGGCGCCAAGCUAAAACACCAGAACGCUAUUUGAAAAUUAGAAAUUACAUUUUGGAUCAGUGGGAGAUAUGCAAACCGAAAUACUUAAAUAAGACCUCAGUACGUCCUGGCCUGAAGAACUGUGGGGAUGUUAAUUGUAUUGGACGGAUUCAUACAUACCUCGAAUUGAUAGGAGCAAUCAAUUUUGGAUGUGAACAGGCUGUGUAUAAUAGGCCACAACCAGUUGAUAAAGUACGAAUCAGAGACAGAAAGGAUGCAGUAGAAGCAUAUCAGCUUGCCCAGCGUCUGCAGUCUAUGCGCACGAGGAGACGUAGGGUUCGAGACCCAUGGGGAAACUGGUGUGAUGCGAAGGACUUAGAAGGACAAACAUUUGAGCAUCUCUCUGCUGAGGAGUUGGCAAAAAGAAGAGAAGAGGAAAAGUGCAAACCUGUUAAAUCUUUAAAAGUACCAAGACCAGCAAAAAGCUCAUUUGAUCCCUUCCAACUGAUACCUUGCAAUUUUUUCAGUGAAGAAAAGCAGGAGCCAUUUCAGGUGAAAGUGGCUUCAGAAGCACUUUUAAUAAUGGAUUUGCAUGCCCAUGCGUCUAUGGCAGAAGUGAUUGGUCUGUUAGGAGGAAGAUACUCAGAAGUUGAUAAAAUAGUUGAAAUCUGUGCAGCAGAACCAUGUAACAGUCUGAGUACAGGACUGCAGUGUGAGAUGGAUCCUGUAUCACAAACACAGGCCUCAGAAACCUUGGCUGUUAGAGGCUACAGUGUUAUUGGAUGGUAUCACUCUCAUCCUGCAUUUGAUCCUAAUCCUUCCUUGAGAGAUAUUGACACACAAGCCAAAUACCAGAGUUACUUCUCCAGAGGAGGUGCAAAGUUCAUUGGAAUGAUUGUUAGUCCCUAUAAUCGAAAUAAUCCUUUACCAUAUUCCCAGAUUACCUGCCUGGUUAUAAGUGAGGAAAUUAGCCCAGAUGGCUCCUAUCGUUUACCUUACAAAUUUGAAGUACAACAGAUGCUAGAAGAACCUCAGUGGGGAUUAGUGUUUGAAAAGACAAAGUGGAUAAUAGAAAAAUACAGGCUCUCCCAUAGCAGUGUCCCCAUGGAUAAAAUCUUUCACCGGGAUUCUGACCUGACUUGUUUGCAGAAACUUUUGGAGUGUCUGAGGAAAACUCUGAGCAAAGUGACCAAUUGCUUCAUUGCUGAAGAAUUCUUGACUCAAAUAGAAAAUUUGUUCCUUUCCAAUUAUAAAAGCAAGCAAGAGAAUGGAGUGGCUAAAGAGAACUGUACAAAAGAAUUGUUAAUGUAAUUAUUGUAAAGUCAGACAUUUUUAUCUUGACAGGAUAGAUCCUACUUUCAAAGUUAUAACCUUGAAAUGAUUGUAAUUUAGUUAACAGUGGCACAGCUUUGGCAUUUUUUUCUCUAGUUCACAAAAUCCAAACUUUGCCAAAUAAAUCAUGGGAAAG
Molecule: messenger RNA, 2656 nt
Organism: Galeopterus variegatus (Sunda flying lemur)
Lineage: Eukaryota; Metazoa; Chordata; Mammalia; Dermoptera; Cynocephalidae
Gene: MYSM1
Product: Myb-like, SWIRM and MPN domains 1
Exons: 20
Coding region: 4-2499 (831 amino acids)
Biological process (GO): double-strand break repair
Cellular component (GO): BRCA1-A complex; BRISC complex
Molecular function (GO): metallopeptidase activity; polyubiquitin modification-dependent protein binding
Source: RefSeq, a predicted model, not a curated record